This is a messenger RNA of Cimex lectularius (bed bug), 1340 nucleotides long. RefSeq names its product titin-like. Lineage: Eukaryota; Metazoa; Arthropoda; Insecta; Hemiptera; Cimicidae. Bases 182 to 1303 code for a protein of 373 amino acids. The transcript has 14 exons. The record is from RefSeq and is a predicted model, not a curated record.
ACAAAAGUUUCAUGUAUAUUAAAGAAAUUGAAUGUUUAUUUUCACUUGGAGAAAUGCUUUACUUUUCUAUGUAAAAAAAUAGACAAUAACAAAUAAAUUUUACUCAUUUUAUUUAAAUUAUUGAAACGAAACAAUCGGGUUGGCUACAAUAAGUGCGACUCUACUGAUUCGACACACCACAAUGACUAUGGAAUACAUGAGACCCCAGGAAUGGUAUCCAGGUGGAAGUCUUGCGAGAAGAGUGUCUUCAGACGAAUACUACACAGGUUUAGAAUCCGAUCAAGUGCAAUAUGAAGAAAAGGGAAGUCUUGUUAAAGGACACAAAGACAUGGGAAUGCGCCCGAGUCGGCAAAAAAAAACAACAGGCAGAAAACAAAUUAGAAGGCCCCAAGUCAUUCAGCCACCUGUAGAAGACAGGAAAAAAGAAACUUUACCCGUAAUAGGUCAUAGGACAAUGGGUUCACAUCCAAAGCGCAAAGUGAAAAAAGAAGAAAAAAAGCGUAUUGAAAGAGUUGUAGAAAUUAAGCCUAGCGAACCGACAGAAAAACCUCCAGUAAGUAAUAAAGGGAACAAAGAUUUUGCAAGUCACCUUCGUCCGCAACCCAAGAAAAGAGAAGUACCGGUCAUACGUCCAAAGCCAAUAAUUGUAGAACAAGUGAAAGAGGAAGUGAAGCCUGUCAUCGGGCAUAAAGACAUGGGUGUGCAUCCGUCUCGACAAAGACCAAAACGCCCGGUUGUUAGAGAGAAAAAAGUACCACCGAUUCCCCCACCAGAGAAAAAAGAAUCUUUUCCUGUAGUAGGUCAUAAGACAAUGAGUUCACAUCGAAAACCCUCCAAAGUAGAGUUCAAACAUCCAGAUCGUCCUAAGGUUGUUCCCAAGCCAGAGAUAAUCAAAGAACCAACUCCUGCUCCUAUAGGGCAUCGUUUAAUGCAUGUCGAAGAACCUGAGAUCAUUACUUCAACUAACCCACCAGUUGAAAAUCGUAUGUCUUAUCCGAGCCAUUACGAUCACUUGGCUAAGAAUGCGAAGGGUGAUGGGAAUUCGAUGAAGCUGUCUCUGAAUGAGCAGAAGAGAGAAAUUAAAGAAAGCCGCUCAGCGCUUUUUCAGCCUUACAAGGCAAAGAGGCACAGCGAUGCCAUUUCAAAACCGACAAAUAGAGUUGUACGACCAGAAACAAAAUUAGCAGACGAGCUGCAACAGCAUCAGAUUAAACAGCAUAAAUCAGCGCUUAACCAAUCACUGAAUAAGAACCAUAAUCAAAGUAAAAACAGAAGGAAUAAACAUAUACAGUUUAAACACUAAAGAACAUGGUUUAAAUUUAAAAAGUAUAUUUUUAAAA